Penicillium alfredii is the source of this 1083-nucleotide messenger RNA. RefSeq lists its product as uncharacterized. Lineage: Eukaryota; Fungi; Ascomycota; Eurotiomycetes; Eurotiales; Aspergillaceae. The transcript is spliced from 3 exons. The coding region runs from base 1 to 1083 and encodes 360 amino acids. The record is from RefSeq and is a predicted model, not a curated record.
AUGAAUAACAACUCAGGUUCCAAGCGUCAGAGCCCCGAGCUUCAGCUUCCUUCCAUCCGUGAGUUGGGCUUGUUGGGGGAUGUGAGCCGGUCCAACAGGAAUGGCACUGGGAUGCCAGCCAACUUCAACGACUACCCUCCAUAUCCAGUCCAUGGAGGAAACAGAUUCCCCGACCCGAGUCAGAAUGUUCUUCGGGAACAUCGACGCUUGUGGCUAGUUCCUCCUGUCAAUGUGCAGGGCCAUGGACAUGCUAUCGAAAGUAAGUCGACGCCCGAGCUACCACGAAGUAAAACCUCCAGUGCCAACGAGAGUCAAUUAUUCUGUAUAGAUGUCAGCCCGGCACAGCAGCCUUCGCUUCCAUAUGCAACCCCCCAGCCCUCCAUCCAGCACUGGAGCCCCAACCCCGAGGCGCGAGCUAUGCCCCCAACCAGCGAACCCAGGGCUCAGCCCCGAGUCAACCACAGCCCUAAUGACAACGGCAACGGUAACGGCAAUGGCAAUAGAAAUCCCCAACUUACCGCCAACACGAACCCCCAGAGAAACGCAAGCGACAAGAAAGCCAUGCUGGUGAAAUUCACCGACGUCGCCGCCCACACCGCCAAGUGCGACGUAUGCGACAACCGCAACAAGAACGGCAUGUCCCGCUGCCAGGCAUGCGGCUGGCAGUGCUGCCGCAAGUGUCUGAUCGAGCGCCACGGCGACCGCUCGCACAAGUCUUUCACAAACAUCCAUGUCCCCGAGGGUGAAGGCGGUGGCACCACUAACAAUCAAGCCAGCCCUAAGCCGUACCCGUCUGCCACUAUCACCAGUACCGCCCCUGCUCCUCUCACUCAGUUUGGUAUUGGUUCGUUCACCACUGCUGAUGCGGCUUCCACUCUGUCGCCCCCUGGCGCACUCCCUGCUGCCCUGACUGCUGAGCUCUCGGACAACAUGGAUGAGUCUGGUCUUUCGGAUGAAACUUUGUCGUGGCCGUUGACUGAUGACGAGGACCGCGAUGAGGAUCUUCUGCUAAGUGAGGAGUUUAUUCACGUUCGUCGGAACCCUGGGCGCGCUGCGAGACCUGGGGCUAAUAUGGCUGAGUGA